AUGAAAUCGCUGCUUAUAUUGUCGGCUGAUUUAAAUCCAGUUGACCUUAUGAUAAGUAAUGUGACAAAGACUAACCUGUCUAUAUCCUGGAAUUACAAAAGUAAUUUGAAAACCAUUGAUUGGAUAACUGUAACAGCUAAAACACGGAGCCAAUCAAGUGGUUCUAAUUCCACUACUUGUACAGUUGCUAAUAGCAACACUACAGCCCAGUGUGGGGGUCUGACACCUGGCUGCAGUUACCAAGUGACAGUCGAAGUUGGAGGUGGUGGAUUGAAUGGGUCAAAUAGCUCAGAAACGAAUAUGGUACCUGCAAAGCCAGGUAUGCUUGUUGAGAAAGAUGGUUUGAUCGCCACUAAUGUUACCUUGACAUGGACUGAAAGUGCUGGAUGUGUAAGCAGCUAUUCAGUAAAGGUAUCAAAGAGCUAUGUAAUCAUUUUCAAUGGAAAUACACCAACUAAUACCAUCAAAAUAAAUGAACCCAACCUUCAACAUGGAGUGAACUACUCUGUUGCAAUAGUGGCAACAAAUGGCGACCACAACAGUACGGUAACAAAGGAUUGGUUCCGCACAAACUCUUCAAGACCAAGUGAGCCUAGAGAUUUGACGGCCAAUGCAACAGGCAAUACAAUACAACUGAACUGGACAGCGCCUCUGGAACCCAAUGGGGAUUUACAACAUUAUGAAGUCUGUUAUGAAUAUAAAAGCUACAAUGACACAAAUUUUGAAAAAAAUCAAUGUCAAAAUACUUCUUCAGCUGAGAAUAGUUUUAAACUCCAAGGUUUGGUUUCUGGCGCAUUCUACAACAUCAGUGUCAAAGCAUGGAAUGACAAAUAUCCGGGUUAUGAAUCAUUGAUCCAAAGCAGAACUGUUGAAGCAAAACCAGGCCAAGUUUGCAAUCUGACUGGGAGCUCGACCAACGACUCCGUCACCUUCACUUGGGGCCGUCCACGUUAUCCAAAUGGUGACAUUAAUGAGUAUAAGCUGGUGCUGGUGCUGAACUUGGAGAAUGCAAAUAUUUGUAAAGUUAUACUGCACGUAGAUGCAAAAAAUACAAGUCAUCCUGAGCCGUGGUGUCCAACUAAUUGCGCAGCUAACAGCUCAGAGAGCCCUUUACCAUUGGAAUAUAACCAGAAGAACAUGAAUGUUACCAUCUGUGGACUGCAACCAUAUACUAAUUACACAGCACAUGUAAAGGCAAGAACAGGAGCUGGCGAAGGACUUUAUUCUGAAAAAAGUGUUAUGACUAAAAUCGGUGCGCCAGGACCUGUCAGGAAUGUCAAGGUGACAUACAUAGAGAGCACAAUUGUGACAGUGACAUGGGACAUCCCGGAAAGGAACCCUGGUCCUGUGAACUACACAGCUGAGGCCAGAAGUGUCGUCCCAGGCAUUGACAAUAUUACUCGGACCUGCACUGCUCAGAACUUUACUUCCGAAAAUUGCACAAUUAUGGGACUUGAAGAGGACUGGAUGUAUGAAGUUUCUGUAACAGCAGCAACUUCGGGGGAAAUAAGUGAAGCUAGAUCCUGGAACUUUACUACACUUCCAGCAGCACCUGGUGCAGUGGCAGUAGUUUCGGUUGACUAUUUUAAUGACUCGACCAAUCAAGACAAUUGUGAUGCAAGCAAAGUCAAAGUUACCUGGUGGGAGCCAGGAUUAUUUGACAGAAAUGAUCGUAUUUUAUAUUACAAUAUAAAAUAUGAUAAUGCACCAGAUGAACUAUUUAUUGUCAGAGGCGUUGAUCGGUAUCGCAUGGAGAAUAGGAAAUUUUCUAAAGAACUUAAUGGGCUCACAGCAGAGAAACAUUAUGACUCAGAGAUCUUUGCUGUUGGGGAGGAUUUGACUGAAGGUGCCGAAAAAAAAUUCAGUUUUGUUACACAAACAUGUGCUCCGCCACCUUGGAAUAUCCAAAAACAUGGAACGAUACAAGAAGAUGGUUCCACCUUAUCAUCCGUUACUGUUACAAUGAAGGCUGCAUUUUUUACAAAUGAUGCACAAGGGGCAAUAAAGGCCAGAGGCCUUAUAAUAAGCAAGGAAACUGCUGCCACAUUGAGGACAAAGAGAAGUAACCCAGAGAACAAUUUAGAUGCAACAACAUGGAAAAAUGCUUCUACCAAUGAUUUCAAUUUUCCUUACAAAAUCUACCUAUCGGAAAACGAUAUUUCAAAUGGGGAUGUCACAGUUAUCAUUGGCACUGGAACCUGUGAUGUUGAAUAUUGUAAUGGUAAACUGCCUUCAGACACUCAGUUCAGGGUCUCCCCAUUUGCAUGUACUUUAACACUAUGCAGAGUUGGCUAUGCGUUUGGCCCCUUUGCUACCCAGCCCCUACCCCCAAAACCAGCAGAUAAAAGUGGUGUGAUAGUUGGUGUCUGUGUGGCCAUCGUCCUGGCUGCCGUCAUCAUUGCCUUUGCUGUGCUGUGGAAAAGAGGAGUUAUAGAUCCUAUUCAGUGGAAACAACGAUUUACAGGCAGACGAGGGUCUAGUGACAGCGAUUUUGAACCCAUAGAUGACACUGAUAGAUCGAUCCUGAUUGCAAAAUAUUCGGAAAUGUUAGAGGAGCUGCAUAAGGACACCAAUCUGCUGCUGUCUAACCAGUAUGAGGACAUCAAGAAGAAAGGGGCCCACAUUGAGGCCCACACAAGCUCAGAGGCCUCUAACCUGGAACCCAACAAGGCCAAGAACAGAUGGGUGAACAUCUUACCAUUUGAUCACAGCCGCGUGAAGUUACAGCAGUUAGAUGAUGAAGAUCCGACCACUGAUUACAUAAAUGCUAACUAUAUUCCUGGCUUUCACCACAAGCGUGAGUACAUAGCAACCCAGGGCCCGUUGCCAGGGACGAUAGACGACUUCUGGAGGAUGAUCUGGGAGCACCAGGUCAAGAUCAUCGUCAUGCUGACCCUGUGCAAGGAGGGGCAGAGGGUGAAAUGUGAAAAGUAUUGGCCAGAUGAGGUUAAUGAACCAAAGCAGUACGGAGAAGUCGUUGUCAAUCCAACAUCCAUGUCAAAUAUGGACAAGUUUGAUAUCAACAUCUUCACUUUGUCUCAUGGAGAGGAGUCGAUGAAGCAGCGUGUGACCCAGUUCCACUACUUGACCUUCCCAGACUUCAGUGCAGAUGUCGAGUUUGAACACUUCAUAGAAUUUGUGCGCACCGUACGAAGUCAUGUCCCACACAAUAUGAAGGAACCGAUGGUCAUCCACUGCAGUGCUGGUGUGGGACGGACUGGCACAUACAUCGCAGUGGACUAUCUACAGGAGUACCUAAACAGUCCAAAGUUCAACCUCAACGACCGAGUAAAUAUCUUCGACUUCGUCAUGAAGAUGAGAGAAAACCGUGUCAACAUGGUUCAGACUGAGUCCCAGUACAUCAUGAUCCAUGACUGUUUUGAGUCAAUGCUUGAGGACAAGAAGAAAUCCCUAGAAGCCAGAGUUUCUGUCAAUGAUGUCUAUGUCAACGAGGCAUUUGAGCCAGACGAGCAUCAGUAUGAAAACGUGAACAUGGAGAAGAAAGAAGAUGUCUAUUCAAACGUUGCCGAUAGCAACGGACAGACCAAUAGUGAGGAAAACACUGAACUAUGAAAACGUGAACAUGGAGAAGAAAGAAGAUGUCUAUGCAAACGUUGCCGAUAGCAACGGACAGACCAAUGGUGAGGAAAACACUGAACUCUGAAAAUGGGCAAGCACAUAUCCAGCUGUUGAUUGAUGUCUUUGAAAUCUGAGGAGUUGCAUAUUAGCCUCGUUCUGAAAAAACUGGUCUUCAAGCAUGUGUGUAAAAUAUCCCAGAUUAGCCUGUGCAGUCUGCAAUCAGGAAGACCACUUUCAGCUUUAAUGGAAUUUUUCGUUUAAAAGAAAUAUCUUCUAAAUGAAUAUCCAGUUUAGGUGGAUAUUGUCGUCCCUGAUAAUUAAAACUACACAGGCUUAUUUUGGACGACACUUUAUGCUCAUGCAUUAAGUCCCAGUUUUCCCAGAAAGAGGCUAAUAUUAUGUCUAAUAUGUAGUAAUUUAUGUAGUAUGUAGUAAGUCAUUGAUGCGAAGUCAUGUUAGAGUUUUGCAUUUUGCCUGUGUCAUAUCCGUUAAAGGUAUAUAUGACUUAUGAUUGCGCAUUACUUUGAUGAAACACAUUUGACCUUGGACAUUUUAGUUAUGACAUUUUGAUAAAGUAUUCUAUGACUUACAUUAUACUUAUGUCAUUUAGA
This is a messenger RNA of Dreissena polymorpha, 4190 nucleotides long. Its product is annotated as receptor-type tyrosine-protein phosphatase beta-like. Bases 1 to 3573 code for a protein of 1190 amino acids. Lineage: Eukaryota; Metazoa; Mollusca; Bivalvia; Myida; Dreissenidae. Gene Ontology annotation, biological process: protein dephosphorylation. The transcript has 25 exons. Gene Ontology annotation, molecular function: protein binding; protein tyrosine phosphatase activity. The record is from RefSeq and is a predicted model, not a curated record.